GUUUGUUUUUGUUUCAUAAUUCAAAUUUUGUCAAAUAUUACCAACAAAUUCAUUAAAUAUUCCAAUUUAUAUUUUCGAAUCAAGUUUAAUGUGAAACAUUCGCCAUUCAAAUUCAUCAAUUAUGCUAACAUUACACGAAGCUGUUAGAAAAAACGACCUUAAAAUAGUCAAAGAAUUCGUCGAAGUGCUGCAGCAGGAAGAAAUGUCCGUUAAUUUAGUGGACCAAAACGGUUAUACCCCUUUACACAUAGCUACUCUACACGGUUAUAAAGAAAUAGUAACAUUAUUGCUAGAGAAAGGCGCUAAUAUAAACCUAUCCAUAUCCGAUAACAUCGAAACUCCUUUAUCAUUAGCUAUUAAGAAAGGUUACGAGGACAUCGUAAAAUUGCUACUACACAAAGGAGCCGACAUUAAUCAAAGACUCCCAAAGGGCUACGCUCCUCUACACAGCGCUAUUAAAGCCAAGAACUUUAACAUUAUUAAAAUGUUAGUGGAGGAAGGGGCCGAUGUGAAUCUGAGGGAUGUAUCGCACGGAUAUUCCUCUCUACAUUUCGCUGUGAUAUUUUACAACGAAGAAAAACGACUGAAACGUCCAGUGGGUCACCAACUCCAAUCCAAACAAACCAAAGCUACUAUUAAAAACACACAAACUACAUUCGAUUUCUAUACCAAUGUUAUAGAAUUUUUGCUCUCCAAAGGAGCCGAUAUUAAUAUAACAAAUUGGGAUGAAGAAAUUCCCUUGCAUUGCGCCGCCAGGCAAAAUCAGAUACAAAUGAUUAAAUUUUUAAUGGAGAAAGGUGCAGAUAGUACGAUGGAAUCCUCCGACGGAGACGCCCCUGUAGAUCUUAUCACAGACGAUAAUUGCGUGUACGAAUUCAUCAAAUACAUCGCUUUACAUAAUCAAGCGCUCAAAAGAAAGAAUAAAUGCCAUUAUCAAGUGUGGUUGGAUUGUAAAUACGAAAUAGAAAAAAUGAAACGACGUACCAUCGGUAAUAGUAACGUAACGUGGUUGGAUUUCCUGCAACAAAACGACGAUAACCUUUUGGAAGCUUACUAUUGUAAUUACAUUAUAAGAAACCAUUUUGGUUCCGAUGAAUAUAAAGCUAUUUUUCCCAUAUACGAAACGAUGCUGGAGGAUCAAAUCGAAAGAUCGGAGAGGAGAUAUCUCUUAACGAAAGACAUUAUGACUCAUUUUUACCAGCAAUUGCCAAUCGAAGAUUGUUGGAGGAAAAUAUUGCAGUAUGUUAAUACGAACGAUUUGGAAAAAUUUGUAAAUGCUAUUUACAGGAGUGCCUAAUUAAUA
This is a messenger RNA of Phyllotreta striolata, 1303 nucleotides long. The record is from the annotation of a GenBank genome assembly. Lineage: Eukaryota; Metazoa; Arthropoda; Insecta; Coleoptera; Chrysomelidae.